CAUGGUGCCGCCGCGGCCAGCAGGUUUCCAAGCAGGGAUUCGGGUAGCAGGAAGGCUUUGGGGGAUGACUGAAGCUAUCACCUUGCUAAUCCUUGCUGUCCAAACUGGCCUCAUUGAGCUGCAGGUCAUCCACAGAGCCUUCCUCCUCUCUAUCGUCCUCUUUAUUGUUGCUGCUUCCAUCCUGCAGUCCAUGCUGGAGAUAGCUGAUCCUAUAGUCCUAGCCCUGGGAGCAUCUAGAGGAGUUUGUGGAAGCACUUCCGUGCAGUUUCUCUCUGUCUCUUCCUGCUGAUCUUUCCAGCGUACAUGGCUUAUAUGAUCUGCCAGUUCUUCCACAUGGACUUCUGGCUUCUCAUCAUCAUCUCCUCCUCAAUCCUCACCUCUCUCCAGGUUGCGGUGUGCGUGGUGUGCUAUGGUGUAUCAGAGACUGUAUUUGGCGAGUGGAGUGUGAUGGGAAGCACCAUCAUCUUGGUCCACUCGUACUAUAACGUCUGGCUCAGAGCCCAGCUGGGCUGGCAGAGCUUCCUGCUCAGGAGAGAUGCUGUAAACAAGAUAAAAAGCCUCCCUACAGCUAGCAAUACACAGCUGGAGCAGUAUAAUGACAUCUGUGCUAUCUGCUUCCAGGACAUGACCAGUGCUGUGUUCACUCCGUGCAGUCAUUUCUUCCACGCUGGCUGUCUGAUGCCCUCUCUGUCGUUCACAACCAAGAGCCAAUCACCAACUAACGGUGGAGCUACCCGAGGUACACCUGCAGCCAAUCAGAACCCUGCAGGACAGGAAGAAGGCACUCUACUGGAUGACAGGAAAGAGGGAGCGUCAGUAGAGCAGGAGGGAGAUAAUGAAACUGCCACAUCAGCUGGGGAAACCUCCUCUUCCACCUCCCCACUGGCAU
Messenger RNA from Oreochromis niloticus (Nile tilapia), 889 nucleotides. RefSeq names its product RING finger protein 145-like. Gene Ontology annotation, cellular component: endomembrane system. Gene Ontology annotation, molecular function: ubiquitin protein ligase activity. Gene Ontology annotation, biological process: proteasome-mediated ubiquitin-dependent protein catabolic process; ERAD pathway. The transcript is spliced from 5 exons. NCBI's taxonomy places the organism in Eukaryota, Metazoa, Chordata, Actinopteri, Cichliformes, Cichlidae. The record is from RefSeq and is a predicted model, not a curated record. The annotation marks the transcript as partial.